Molecule: messenger RNA, 1690 nt
Organism: Mollisia scopiformis
Lineage: Eukaryota; Fungi; Ascomycota; Leotiomycetes; Helotiales; Mollisiaceae
Exons: 1
Coding region: 17-1534 (505 amino acids)
Cellular component (GO): nucleolus; nucleoplasm
Source: RefSeq, a predicted model, not a curated record
GGUCAAACAACACACGAUGUCUGGCAACCCUAACAUGCAAAAGAUCGGAAAGCGAAAGGCCCCUGCUGGCCAGAAGCAGCCAGCAUGGCUCUUCCCAGAAGGAAAGCCAAGUGCAGCACCUAAAGCGCAAGCCCAGGACAAGUCGAGAAACAAGAAAGACAAACAACUUGCGAAAGACCUCCUCAAGCGUCGCGCAGAUGGCGAGCCUCCCAAGUCAGCACCACCUUCCCAACUUCUCGAGCUCAUCGGAGCCUUCCUAACCGAAUACGAGUUCACGAACACAAGUCAAGCUUUCAAGACUGAACGCAAGACUCGAGGCGAGAUCGCAGAUGUAUCUGAGGAUGUACCUUCUCUCAGCACGGUCUUCAACGAUUGGUUGAGCUUGAAGGAUCAAGGCAAGGUUUCUGGUCAGAACAGCGGCACCGAAACGGAGAGUACAAAGGCAAAGAAGCAGAAGGUCGCGGCGGAGAAGUCGAAGUUGAAGGAGUUGAGCAGCAGUGAGAGCGACAGCAGUUCUGAUGAUGAUAGCGACGUGGAAAUGGCCGAUGCGCCCCCCACCAAAAAGGUCUCGUCCAAGCGAUCUGUUUCCCCUUCUUCUUCAUCGUCUACUUCAUCCAGCAGUUCGGACAGCGACGCAGAUGAUGAGAAGGAGGUUCCUGCUACCAAAGCAUCUUCACCAAAGCCCAAGGUCAACAACCUGAAGCGCAAGGCAGAGUCCAGCAGCGGAUCAUCUUCCGAAUCCGACUCGAGCUCAGAUGACGAAGCACCAAAGGCAAAGAAAACCAAGACAACAAGCUCAUCAGACAGUGACUCUUCUUCCGACUCCGAUUCCAGCGCUGAUGAGGGUGAUGAAAAAGCUCAAGCUGCAAAAGCUGUCUCUGAAUCUGAUGAGUCCUCUUCAUCUUCAGACUCAAGCUCUGACGACGAUGAGCCAAAGACGGGAAAGGCAGAUGCAGCCGGUAGCUCUUUAGAAAGUGGCUCGUCUUCAGACUCCGAGAGCGACUCUGACUCUGAUUCCUCUACUCAGUCCCUUGCUAAGAAAACUCCCUUGCCAGACUCCGACUCUGAUUCUUCUUCUUCCGACUCAUCCUCAUCCGACAGCGACUCUGAAGAGAAAGACACAAAGAAGCCUGUUCUGAGUUCCGAUACCAGCGCUACACUGUCUGAUGGCCCCAAGAAGACUUCUGACACCUCCGACUCCUCAUCUAGCGAUUCUGAAGAAGAGUCGAAGCCAAAGACUGCUAAGACUGUCACUACCCGCGCACUAUCACCACCAUUGCCUCCGGACCCAGUCAUCAAACAGAAGAAGAAGAUCAACGAGCCAUUCUCUCGAAUCCCGAAGGAUAUCAAGGUCGAUUCCCGUCUCGCCAGCAACGCUUACGUCCCUUACGACUACGCACAAAAGGCACACGAGGAUCUGAUCGUCACGAAGGGCAAGGGUUUCACGAAGGAGAAGAACAAGAAGAAGCGGGGAAGCUAUAAGGGCGGACCGAUUGACAUUGACGGCAAGAAGGGCAUCAAGUUUGAGGACUGAAAGCAUUGGUGGAGAACAAAAGUUUGUGGGACUGGGAGCGAUAGAUGGUUGUUGCAUCAAGGCGUAACGGAGGCAUGAAUGAUGAUACACCUUUCAGCAAACGCUUUGUUUUUUUAUGUCGUAGAUGAUUAGAGACAUGAAUACUGGAUUCUGAAC